Messenger RNA from Aureobasidium musti, 1287 nucleotides. NCBI's taxonomy places the organism in Eukaryota, Fungi, Ascomycota, Dothideomycetes, Dothideales, Saccotheciaceae. The record is from the annotation of a GenBank genome assembly.
AUGUCUCAUCUUCCCAAGUUACAAAAUGUUGUUGUCGUCGGCGGUUCGCUGGCUGGACUGAUGCAUGCCUUGGCUGUUAUCGUCCACUGUCCUUCAGCCAAGGUCACCAUCUUGGAAAGAUCGCCAACCGCUCUUCUACACAACCAAGGCGCCGGUGUAGUCGCAGGCUCUGACACACAAUCUUUCUUCUCCCGCUACGUAUGUCCUGGGCAGGACUUUGCCGUCUUGAGCAAGCAGAGACAAUACCUUGAUCGCAAGGGCGAGGUUAUUCAAGGAAGCACUGAGAAACGAGAGCAAAGAAUGACAAGCUGGGACACCCUCUACCGUUUCCUUAGAUGGAGGGUAGACGAUAUGGAUAUCAAGGACUAUAUCUCGAACUCGGACCUCAAAAAACUGGAAGCCAGGCUCUCUGGCGUCGGUCAUGGAAGAGCAGAUUAUCAGUACGGCUGUAACGUUAAAUCUGUGGAAGACCUAGGAUCCUCAGAGGGUGUACGCGUACGUUGGUUGAACAAGUCUGAGAAAGAGGAAGAGAUGACUGCAGAUCUGGUGAUAGCCGCCGAUGGAGCGAGCUCAUCAGUACGCAAAACAUUACUCCCAUCCGUCGAACGAACAUAUGCUGGUUAUGUCGCCCUUCGAGGCACGGUCCCUGAAGGCGAUAUCUCAGAAUCUGCUGCGAGAGCUUUUGUCGAGAAAUUCGCAUUUUAUCACGCUGAUGGCACCCAAAUUCUGGCCUAUGUGAUCCCAGGAGAGAACGGCACACUGGAGCCUGGCAAAAGGCUGAUGAACUGGGUCUGGUACAGGAAUUACAAGGAAGGCAGUGAUGAGUUGGUAGACCUGAUGACAGGAAAAGACCGCUCACGUCAUCACAUCACCCUGCCUCCUGAUCAGAUGAAGGUCGAGGUCUGGGCAAAUCAGAAGCAAGCUGCUAAGGACAUUCUGCCACCUCAGUUCGCUGAGCUAGUCAACAAAACUGAACAUCCAUUUGUUCAAGCUAUUACCGACAACAUUUCACCGAAAAAUUCGUUCUUUGGUGGAAAGCUACUAUUGGUUGGAGAUGGUUUGGCUGGAUUUCGUCCUCACACGGCUGCAUCGACUAGCCAGGCUGCUUUUGACGCAUCGACCCUGGGGGAGUGGCUCGAAGGCAAGAUCAAUAGAGAUCAGUACAGUGAUAGGGUUCUGAGGUAUGCUGCAGAAACCCAGAGGCAUGGCGUCGAGCUCGGUGAGAGGAGUCAAUUCGGCAGACAUCCUNNCUUGCUUGUUAGCUGCCGGGACAAUGUUCCUUACUGA